CAAACACAAAAUAUCAAUUUAUUAAAUUUAUUUUAUUAUAAACGUUUCUCUAGCAUUCUAUAAUAUGGAUCCUUCAAAAAGAAUACCACCACGUGCAAAAGUUACAUUUGAAAGUGCAACAAAUGUAAACCCUAAAGAGCCUCAGUCAAAAAUUCCAAAACGAUUACCAUCUAGAAGUUUAUCUUUAUCAAGAAUAUCAGAUGUAAGAGGUCAUUCGUCUUUGGAGCCCUCUUCACAAAUGAUUCGAUCGAAAACUACACUAACUACAACACCUCUCAUGAAGAACAAAUCGGUGAAUCCACAGCAAUUAUUUCCUCCGCCACCAUUUUCUGAUUGUCAUGACCGAUUAUUGCCAUCACCAACAAGCUCUAGAAAACAAUCAAGACAAGUGAGUGGAUCAGCAGUAAAGACUAACGCACAACGCUCUAAAGAUGUUGAUACUCGACCAUUCGAUGAUAAAAAAUGGCAACAAUCCCAAUCACAAAAGAUUCAACAGUAUUUACAACGCAACGAAUGGAAAAAUGCUGAUGGAUAUUCAUUACGACCUUUAUCCAUAAACACCUUCAUUGAAAUAUGUAAUUUAUUAUUUACAAAAUUGGAUACAAAAUUGGUAAUAACGAAAGAAAAUUAUGUAGAAGAAUUACCAUUUAUUCUACGUUCAUUGGGCUAUCCGUCUUCUCAAAACCUUAAAAAAUCAUUAAUGAAAGCAGUAAAUAUUCCGAGAAAUUGGCCAAUGGCUGUUGGUAUAUUGAGUUGGAUUGUAGAACUAGUUGAAGGAUUUGAAUCCUUUGAUUAUGAAUCACAUAUUCCAAACAAACAGAAAAUUAUGGCGAAUGCUCUUUUUGACUCAUAUCAAAUAUUAACUAAAAAUCCUGAUGGCGAGGUCGAAAUACCUAUAAAUCAUACUUUCGAUCAGUUGGUUAAAUGUGAAAAUCUAACCGAUGAUGAUUUUAAUAAUGUGAAGAAACAAAUUGAAGAAAUAGAAAGAAAAUUGGAAAAUGUAGUCCAUGAGGAACAUAAAUUAUUGGAGACCCAAAAUGAUUAUGAAAAUAAGAAGCGUCACAUCAGUACGAUGGAACAAAAAGUUUUAGAAAAGGAGAAUUUAAAACAGAAAAAAAUAAGCCAAAUUAAACAGCUCAAAACAGAUUUGAAUGAAAAUGAAUAUAUUUUAAAUAAUUUGUUCAAAGAAAAAGAAAGUUUAUUAAAAACUAUUAAAAGUCAAGGUGUGGAUAAAGAAGAAUACUUAGCAACAUUAAAUAAUUGCGAAGAGCUAGAACAAGAUAUUGCAAGUUUAAAUAAACUCAUAGAAAAUUUAAGAGAAUGUACAUAUGUGGAAGAAAUGAAAAUGAAACGAAAAUAUGAACGGGUUGUACGAUUAAGCGAGGAGUUCAAUAAGAAAUGUUUAUCAAAUAUUACAGAAUUAAAUUCGUUUGCAGUUUACAACGUUACUUUGACGAAUCCAAACACUCACCACGUUUUAUUAGACUUAAAAAACAAACUGAUGAAAACUUGGGAAGAACAAUUACAGGAAAGUGAAAAAUUAGAUUUAGAGGCAACUGAAAUUGCUGAAUUAAAUAAAAAAAUGGAGCAAUUAAAAAUUAUCGACAGUCAAGAAAUACCAAAACUUAAACAUGAAAAUGAAUUAUUGCGGGAAAAAAUUGAUAAAGCUAAAAAUAUGAUUCAAAAUUAUCAAAUUGAAACUGAAAGACAUAUAAAACAAUAUAAAGAGUGUGAAUCAAAAAUAGUUGAAGUGGAGAAUCUACAAAAGAAAAUGAUUUCAGAAUCGGAAAAAUUAUUUAAAAAAAUGGAGGAAGAGUAUUUUGCAUAUGGAUAUUCGGUUGUGGCACACCUAGAAGAAAUAUAUGGUAAAUUGGAUGCGAGCGUCAAGAUGAUGAAAGAAGCUCUAGGUGAAAAAUAAUUUCCUAAAAGCCAGUUAAUCAAGGUUUUAUCAUCAUUAAUACACACUUUCAAAUAAUUUAUGCUUUUCCGUAAAACGGACUCGAAUUACAAUAAGAAAGUCUUGCUUCUGAUGUUACAGUGUUGACAAUCCUGUUAUUUGAAAUAAAAUUCAUGAAAGCAAUGGAAAAUAACAACAAAAAUACAGAUAAGAAAUAUAAUUAUUCCAAGUAGUCAAAAUAUUAAAAUGUUUGAAUGCUUUUUCCAUAUUUUAUAACUUUAUUCAAAAUGCAAAACGUCGUAUGUUAAACUAUGCUUUUAAAGAAGCUACGCAGGAGGUACUUUUUCGUGGUAGUUUCGUUUAGGUCUCUGCGUAUAGGUCCGUGAACUAUAUUGGCUUAAUGAAGCACCCAACCUCAAUCUUGAAAGCAUAAAUAAUGUAGGAAAAUCAAUGAUAAAUAUAUUGCGAUAAAUAGUGAAAGUAUAUCGGAUAGUGGUCCAAUUAAUUUAUCAAAGUCUUUGCCUGUCGUAGGACCGAGAAAAAUUUGCCGUUUUGGAAUACCGCAUCUACAUUUGGAUAAAAUUUGUAUUUUAACACCACUAACGGAUAAUGAAAAGAACCAGAUACACUGGCACUAACUAUAAUAGAAUUUGGAUGCUGUAGAGUUAAGGGAGAGAAAAAAUGAAAUUUGAACCUUAGGGUAAUUUCUUGAGCAAAUUAAACUCUCACGAAAUUCAUAUUUGUUAGCUCUUAGGUCAAAUUGAUAUUGGAUAUACAGAUAGUCCUUCUUUUUUAAGUUGGCAUAUGCUUAAAACUCGAUAAAUAAAUUUAAUGGAGGAAAAUGCUUCAAACGAAAAAUAUUAAUUUCAAACGUACA
Messenger RNA from Chrysoperla carnea, 2774 nucleotides. RefSeq names its product kinetochore protein ndc80-like. Gene Ontology annotation, biological process: attachment of mitotic spindle microtubules to kinetochore. Gene Ontology annotation, cellular component: Ndc80 complex. Bases 65 to 1918 code for a protein of 617 amino acids. The record is from RefSeq and is a predicted model, not a curated record. Lineage: Eukaryota; Metazoa; Arthropoda; Insecta; Neuroptera; Chrysopidae. The transcript has 11 exons.